CGCUCACACACCGUCACCGUCCGGUCCGGCGUCAGUGUCCUAAUCUCUUUCUUCUUCCUCCUCCUCGUCGACGAAACGAUGCGUAUCGCAACUCUGAAGCUCUUACUCUCUCUCCUCGUUCUCUCUCUCUACCCUCUAUCUCUCACCGCCCGACCCUACAUCCUCAUUCUCUCUGAAGAUGAUCUCAAAGACACUUCAAUCUCCUCCGACGACUCGCCCGACCCCACUCGCCUUGACAAUCCCGAGUGGGAUGAAUUUGGCGAGUCCGACUCACCCCAUAAGUCCGAGGACGAGCUCGACCCCGGUUCUUGGCGCCCGAUCUUCGAACCGGGCUCCUCUUCGGCUGCCGGCUCGUCCGAUCCCGUUCCGGAAAACGAUGCUCUGUACAUCUCAGGUGUUUCGAAGAUGUUAUUGGCGGCGAGCUCUGGCGACGCGCGGUUGACGGAGGAGGCGGUGGGGGAGAUCGAGGCCACCGCGGACGAGGGCAACGCGCACGCGAGGUCGGUGCUAGGAUUUCUUUACGGAUUGGGGAUGAUGAGGGAAAAGAACAAGGCCAAGGCUUUUAUGUACCAUCACUUUGCUUCCGAGGGAGGUAACAUGCAGUCCAAGAUGGCCCUUGCGUAUACCUACUUGCGCCAAGAUAUGCAUGAAAAAGCAGUGAAACUUUACGCCGAGUUAGCAGAAGUAGCCGUAAACAGUUUCUUGAUUUCAAAAUAUUCUCCUGUGAUUGAACCGAUCAGGAUCAACAAUGGGGCUGAGGAGAAUAAGGAGGCCCUAAGAAAGUCCAGAGGGGAGGAUGAUGAGGAGGUCCAGAUUUUGGAAUAUCAGGCAUUGAAAGGGAACGCUGGAGCCAUGUACAGGAUUGGGCUGUUUUAUUACUUUGGGAUGAGAGGAUUGAGGCGUGAUCAUGCCAAGGCAAUGUCGUGGUUUCUGAAGGCUGUGGAGAAGGGGGAGCCGAGGUCAAUGGAACUUCUUGGGGAGAUAUAUGCUCGGGGAGCUGGGGUUGAGAGGAACUACACCAAAGCGCUUGAAUGGCUUACCCUUGCAUCCAGACUGCAACUUUAUUCGGCUUAUAAUGGGAUGGGGUAUUUAUAUAUCAAAGGCUAUGGAGUUGACAAGAAGAAUUACACCAAAGCAAAAGAGUACUUUGAGAAGGCUGCUAAUAAUGAUGAUGCUGGCGGCCGCUAUAACCUAGGAGUAAUGUAUCUAAAAGGGAUUGGGGUAAAGAAGGAUUUGAGGAUAGCUUCUGAACUGUUUAUGCUGUCUGCUAAUAUGGGUCAACCAAAGGCAUUCUACCAGCUGGCAAAGAUGUUUCAUACUGGUGUGGGGCUUAAGAAAAACCCUAUAAUGGCAACUGCAUUAUACAAAUUAGUUGCAGAACAGGGACCAUGGAGUUCCUUGUCUAGAUGGGCCCUUGAAUCGUACUUAAAAGGUGAUGUGGGUAAGGCAUUCCUCUUGUAUGCAAGGAUGGCUGAUCUAGGUUAUGAGGUGGCACAGAGUAAUGCUGCGUGGAUACUUGACAAAUAUGGCGAGCGUAGCAUGUGCAUGGGAGAAUCUGAGUUCUGCACAGAUGGAGAAAGGCAUCAACGUGCACAUUCUUUGUGGUGGCAAGCUUCUGAGCAGGGUAAUGAACAUGCAGCGUUGCUGAUUGGAGAUGCAUAUUACUUUGGUCGGGGUACUGAGAGGGAUUAUCAUCGUGCAGCGACAGCUUACAUGCAUGCCAAAUCCCAAAUGAAUGCACAAGCCAUGUUCAACCUCGGGUACAUGCAUGAACAUGGCCAAGGACUUCCAUUGGAUCUCCAUCUUGCCAAGCGAUACUAUGAUCAAGCCCUAGAGGUUGAUCAGACGGCAAAAUUGCCAGUUUCACUUGCCCUCACAAGCUUGUGGAUACGAAAGAACUAUGCAAAUAGUUUCCUGGUCCAUUUGAUUGAUUCACUGCCUGAAGUCUAUCCUAAAGUAGAAGAAUGGGUGGAAGAUGUGCUAAUGGAGGAAGGAAAUGCAACCAUACUGACACUUUUCCUUUGUCUCCUUACUGUCCUUUAUCUCCGUGAGCGGCAUCGUAGGCAUGCUGUUCCAGCUGCGGCUGAGGUGGCUGUGCCACAGAACCCUAAUGAGCAUGGUGCACCUGCACCCAUUUAAUUCAUGUAUUCAGAAACUACAGGGUCAUUUUGCUGUCUCUGUUAAACGAGGAUAUGUAGGUAUAUGUUUUAGGGCACAUUGUAGCAUAGCGUUAAAGUGAUAUGAGCUCCGGUGCUUGAAUCUAUUUUGUUCCGUAGAAACGAGUGCAAAAGGUGUAACAAGAUUCAUACCGUUCUUUCAUAUUAUGAAGUGGUGAUUCUUUUGGAGAGCA
This is a messenger RNA of Juglans regia (Persian walnut), 2350 nucleotides long. Its product is annotated as ERAD-associated E3 ubiquitin-protein ligase component HRD3A. The transcript has 6 exons. The record is from RefSeq and is a predicted model, not a curated record. Bases 79 to 2139 code for a protein of 686 amino acids. NCBI's taxonomy places the organism in Eukaryota, Viridiplantae, Streptophyta, Magnoliopsida, Fagales, Juglandaceae. Gene Ontology annotation, molecular function: protein binding.